UCAAUGGAGAACAACACAGAAGUGACAGAGUUCAUCCUGUUAGGAUUAACAGAUGACCCCAAGCUUCAGGUGCUGCUCCUCUUGGUAUUUUUAUUCAUCUACCUCAUCACUCUGGUUGGGAAUGGCGGUAUGAUGGUGAUCAUCCUCUUAGACUCCCGUCUCCACACUCCCAUGUACUUCUUCCKCAGUAACCUCUCCUUUGUAGAUCUGAGUUACUCAUCAGCUGUGGCUCCCAAGAUGGUGGCUGCAAUGCACACAGGGAACAAGGUCAUCUCCUAUAAUGGAURCGCCGCUCAGUUCUUCUUCUUUGUGGGUUUUGCCACUGUAGAGUGCUACCUCCUGGCCUCCAUGGCCUAUGACCGCUAUGCAGCAGUGUGUAGGCCUCUUCAAUACACCACCACCAUGACAGCGGGUGUGUGCCCACUCUUGACUCUUGGUUCCUACGUCUGUGGCUUCUUCAAUGCCUCCACCCACACAGCAGACACCUUCAGUCUCUCCUUCUGUGGGCCUCAUGAAAUUAAUCAUUUUUUCUGCGACAAGCCCCUGCUCCUGGCUCUCGMGUGCUCUGACACACACACCAGCCAGUUGGAUGUCUUAAUUGUUGUGGGUUUCAAUGUCUUGUUCACCCUCCUGGUCAUCCUCAUCUCUUACCUCUUCAUCUACGUGGCCAUUCGAAACAUGCAUUCUUCUGAAGGACGGAAGAAGGCCUUCUCCACCUGUGCUUCCCACCUCACCGCCGUCUCCAUCUUCUACGGCACCAUCAUCUUCAUGUACUUACAGCCCACCUCUGACCAGUUCAUGGACACAGACAAAGUCGCCUCUGUGUUCUACUCUGUAGUGAUUCCCAUGUUGAACCCCUUGAUCUACAGCCUGAGGAACAAAGAAGUGAAAAGGGCACUCUGGAAAAUAUUCAGCAAAAUUAAUCCCCAAUCUUKAAGUGUGAGCAGGAAGAAGUCAGGAAACUAA
Messenger RNA from Urocitellus parryii (Arctic ground squirrel), 966 nucleotides. It is a transcript of the gene Or5b21, whose product is annotated as olfactory receptor family 5 subfamily B member 21. The record is from RefSeq and is a predicted model, not a curated record. Gene Ontology annotation, molecular function: G protein-coupled receptor activity; olfactory receptor activity. NCBI's taxonomy places the organism in Eukaryota, Metazoa, Chordata, Mammalia, Rodentia, Sciuridae. Gene Ontology annotation, biological process: G protein-coupled receptor signaling pathway. Gene Ontology annotation, cellular component: membrane.